Symbiodinium natans is the source of this 1215-nucleotide messenger RNA. The record is from the annotation of a GenBank genome assembly. NCBI's taxonomy places the organism in Eukaryota, Dinophyceae, Suessiales, Symbiodiniaceae.
AUGGAAAUGGAUCAAACUCUUGGUUGUUUGCAGAAGGUGCACUUUUCUGAUCUCCCAACGCAGGGAGUGGAAUCUAAGGAGUUCGAAUGGGAGGAAGAGCUGGCACAUGCUUUGAUAAGUGCCCGGGAACUGUGUAUAGCGAAUCGCGGACGCGCCCCUUGGGGCUGCAAAUGGUUCGAAGAGUGGAGGCGGAACCUUGAUCUUGCCGUCAUGCACAAACAACGACUUCACGUGUUCUAUUUUGAAAACAACGUCGCCUUCUCAGUUUGCUUUGCGCAUGUUGGGCAAGGCAAGGUGCUCUGGGAUCAGCUUUGUAGCGAUAAUGCGAGGUCUCAGGCACGACGAAUGAGUGGUCUUGGGGCCUCGCAGACUGCUGAAGUUGCCUACUUGGACAAGCUUGGCUUGAAGUACUGCGAGCAUGACAUCAAGGAUUUCGAGGCUUUCGUGACUGGCUUCGGGCUAACGUCAAAGCGCAUAGCCUUCCCAGGGAAAAUUAAUAUGAGCGCAUCGAGUUGCAUUGUGUCCUUCCCCGGGAAAUAUGCCCAGGAGUGGGACCGCGCAGUCUCCGUCGCCACCGAUCGUGUCUGCUCAUUGGCAUGUGUGUUUUUGACUGACAAGGCUUCCGGGCUUGGGAAGCAUGCCUUCACAAAUCCUGAUGCGCCAAAUCAGUGUUGGUGUCACAUGCUCUAUGGCCACUUGCCCGCGGACACUUAUCUGAAUGUCGUUGACAACACCACCCGUCAGUUGUCGGACGAGGAACUGGCAUUCAAGUCGGAGGAUGCCGAAGCAAUGGGCCAGCAGCUGCUAAUCAGACGAGAUCAACGAGAAAGUGUAUGGCAGCUGGAGCACCAGCAGGCUUUGCUGGAGGCGCACGAGUGCUGCAAACAAAAUUCAGGACGCGCUCCCUGGGGCUGCCAGUGGUUCGAAGACUGGAGGAGGAACGUUCAGAAUGCCGCGAAGCAAAAUCAAACUCUGCAUGUGUUCUUCUUCGAGGACAUGGUUGGAAAGGGCAAGAUGAAGUGGGACCAGCUUCGCAACGAUGACGCCAGAGCCGCCGCCAGAAAGAGCAGCGGCUUGGGAGUUUCACAAACUGCAGAAGUGGCCUACUUGGACAUGCUGGGCUUAACAUACCAUGAGCAUGACAUCAGGGAGUUCGAGGCGUUCGUCAACCCUGGAUGUCGUAAUCUUUGCAGACGACUCUGCCCUCGUUUCUGA